Molecule: messenger RNA, 1110 nt
Organism: Phytophthora sojae
Lineage: Eukaryota; Oomycota; Peronosporomycetes; Peronosporales; Peronosporaceae
Exons: 3
Source: RefSeq, a predicted model, not a curated record
AUGGAACAGGAGCAACGCGAGUUUCUCGCCAGAGAACGCCUGGAUGCCUUGAAGCGCGAGCGCCUCAGGGAACAACGUGACCUGGGCGCGCGUCGCCAGAACCAGGAACUUACGGAUCGCUUGGUCCACGCUGAGAUCGCCCGAGGAGAAGCGGAACGGCGUGCGCAGGACGUGGAGGCUCGCCAGACCCAGAGUUCCACUGAAACUCAGGGGAUGACCCAGAGUAUCACGGAAGUUGUUCGUCUUGAGCGUGAGCGCCUGGAUGCCGCCUAUGCCGAGCGCUGGCGACGGCACGAAGCCGAAGCCGACUCGGAGCGCGCGCGCUGGUCUUCCGAGAAUAUCCAGCGCUUCCACGCCGGCCAAGUGCGCGACCUUCGGGCAACAUUGGCCCAAGUUCAAGCGCGUCGCGCAACCGUCGCCCCUGAUUUGGCAACAAAUGUGAGGUCGUCAGUGGCUCAGAACCCUGAAGUUGCAACCCAACCCCAAGAAUCCAGAGGCGUAAUCAACGGAAACGCAAGUGUCACAGGCCAGAGACGGGAGACAGCUGAUCCGAAGAACACUUCCGAAUCUCGCCGCCUCCCAGCUAAGAGCGACCCUCGCGCAGACUUCCGCCGACACUUCCGGCAGAAUCGCGCGCACUCCAAGCGCUCUGCACCCAAGAAACACCAGCAGCAGAAGAUGAAGCGUCAGGAUGUCAAUCCACCCUCGGACUCAGACCCAAGCUCCGAUUCCAGCGAUGAUGACUCGUCCUCUGAGAGUUCGGAAGACAGUUCGGACGGGAACCCUGGGGUUAAGCUGACGACGGUCUCUACGGCUCAAGCUGGCACUACGCUCCUGACGUUCAGACCGUACAUCAAUUCGAAUACUCUGGGUGAGUUCGAUACUAAGGCGUCACUCAGGGAACGCGUGCAUUGGUGGGAGCGUUUUGCGAACAUGGCGGCUCAGGGAGGUUGGUCUACGAAGAUGCGAAUUCAGGAACACAAGUUGAAACUCUCGGGAGCUGCGCGUGACUGGUUCAACCAGUUGCCCAAACACACUCAGCGUGACUGGAAGGAGUUGGCGUCUGCAUUCAGGAAGAAGUACUGCAAAGCGCGCUCGUCGUACUCUGAA